Molecule: messenger RNA, 2561 nt
Organism: Heterotrigona itama
Lineage: Eukaryota; Metazoa; Arthropoda; Insecta; Hymenoptera; Apidae
Source: the annotation of a GenBank genome assembly
AUGAUAGAAAGAACGAAGGGAAAUAGAGAUCAGAGCGAGCGUCGAGUCCUUGUAGGCGGCGUACCAGAGUAAAUUGGAAGGAGGAACGACAACCCUAAAUUAGCCUACAGGCGCAGAUUAAGCCCCCCGGUGUUAAUGAACCCGCCGAUGACGACACCGACGUCUAUAUCGGCACAUCGACCCAGAUUCAUUCACCGUUUGAACUUGACCUUCUCGUUUGUUGCUCCCGCACGUCACGUCGUUGCCAUAAAUAAGAUAUCAAAGGCAGCGACGUAACUGUAUGUUACAGAAAUAACGAACGAAAGAAAAGAAAAGUGUGACAAAUUGCAGUGGAUAAAAGAUGCCUGCUUCUUUUAAUUCCUUUGUGUAUUAGAUAAAGUGUAUCAAUGUGAAGAGUACAUCAUUUGAUGUUAAUUAGUGUUGAUCAAAGAUUUUCAGAGUCCAAAUUCUGUUUCCCCUGUUUGAAGGACCAUUUUUACCAUUAGAGUUGAUAUUAUUGAAUAUACUCUGAGAAUAAUUAUUAUUUUAAUAAUAAUAAUGUGUAAUGUUAUAGUAAUAUGAUAAUAAAUUUUUUAUCAAAAUUAUUGAAUUACAAAGUAACGUAAUAAUUAUUUUCAGAGUGAUUGUUAAAUAAAUGAUCGUUUCUUAUCCAAGAAUAGUAGUUUGAAAGGACAUUUCAGGAAAAAGAAACUGUGCCAAGAAUUCAUUAUUUUCACCGAAUUUAAAGACUUUUAAGAGAAACUUACGAUCAGUAAAAAUCUAACCGAGACUCUAUGAAUAUUACAUUAUCAAAAAUUUGCAGUGUAAUAAAUUCAUUUUCAUACCGUAUACGAUUUAUUUAAUAAUUUAAAACGUGACUGCAAAUCUUUAUUUUAUAUUUGUAAGAUAUUCUAAAAUACGAAACAGUGUAAUAUAAUCCAAAGUAUAGCUGAUAUAUUGUAAAUUAUAACUAAACGUUACAUUAUACUAACGCUUACAUUAUAUAAAUUUUUAUACAUUUAGGCAAAAUAUAAAGAUUCAAAAAUCUUAGGACACAAUUAAAAAUAAUAUAAUCCUAGGAUCAAAAUGGGAUAGAAAUAAAUUUAUUCUUAUCGAUUUUUCUGAGAACAUACAUAUAUACGAUUAUUAUAUUUUUAUUUUAUUUACAUACUUCCCCUAAAAUUGUAAAAUUUAAUACUUCUCUCAUAACAUAAUUACAUUUCUAUUUAACUUUCAUUUAACUUUAUUUAUAUUGUUUCACUUGGAUAUUUUCCAUAUCUUAAAUUGUAACAUAAUAGUGUAAUAAUAUAAUAUAAUACAAUAAUACAUGAAGUAAUAAUAAUGUAAUAUAGCAUGUAACAAUAUAGUAAUAACAUAAUAGUAUAUAUAUUUUUAUUUAAUAUUUAUAUUUUAUUUACAUAGUUUCAUUCGCAUUCACCUUGCACGUUCUUAAAAUUUUUAAUAUUCUGCUUGUUUUAAUAUUUCAAUGUUCACACCGAAUCUCCACAAAAUUUCAUUAAGCUAUCAACUAUUAUUCAGGGAGAAACAACUUGAGUAACUUCAAGAAGAAAAACACGUGGGACCAUGGAAUUUUUAAUCCAUUUAAAAAAAAAGAAGAAGAGGAUUCUUCUUUUAAUUGUACAUCACCUUCCAUUUAUUUGCUAAGUAAUAAACUAAUAUUAAAAAAUCACAGUGAAUUAGUUUUCUACCCUGUGAUGUUCGCGCAUUGUUCAACCUCUGUGUUUCUAUUCUUCUUUUUUAAACGUCUCUCAUUGGUUUGUGGUCAUCACAAAAAUAGAUCCAACACGACACCGUGUAAGGUUUUACGAGGCUUGUAAAGUCUAAUAAAAAAAAACCUGCGUUCACUCUGUUUCAGAUACAUUCGAGACACAAUGACGUUUAUGAGCAUAUUGCUAUCCCUAUUGUUCGUCGCUAUGACUAAAAGUCAACCUGUAUCCUACGCGUACGAUGAAAGAGAAUUGCCGUGGGAUCAUCCGUCUCUUCUGCUGCUCGUUGAGAACCGAAUUCCAGAUUUAGAGAAUGAAAUGUUCGACUCGGGUAACGAUCCUGGAUCAACGGUGGUUCGAACGAAACGGCUAGAAUCGAAACGGAUUGGAUCGCUCUCGAUCGUGAACUCCCUGGACGUCUUGCGGCAGAGAGUUCUCCUCGAGCUUGCACGGCGUAAAGCAUUGCAGGAUCAACGGCAAAUCGACGCGAAUCGACGUCUUCUGGAGAGCAUCGGGAAGAGAUCGUUUCCACUUUACAAUGUUGGCGACGCGUCGAAAGCUGUCGACUCGAGGGCAAAGAACGGGAUCGAAUACGUGAUGCAGCAGAAGGAGAAGAGUCACGAUCGGAACGUGGUGUCUGACAGAGUAGGGAACUGGCUACGAAACCAGGAUGAUUCCGCUUUUCGAGAGAGACAAGACGAUCCGAUGCGAAGGGUAAUUAUUCGUCUCCCUUCAUAGGUGGCAAAUCCGUUUUUCAAUUUUCCAUUGUCGCUUCUAAUGUGAAGAUCAAUGCUGCUGUUGAUUUUCUUUUUUUUUUAUUUUUAGUUUGUUGCUGUCGAUUUUCAUGUCAAUUGA